Molecule: messenger RNA, 1849 nt
Organism: Silurus meridionalis
Lineage: Eukaryota; Metazoa; Chordata; Actinopteri; Siluriformes; Siluridae
Gene: ipcef1
Product: interaction protein for cytohesin exchange factors 1
Exons: 11
Coding region: 265-1317 (350 amino acids)
Source: RefSeq, a predicted model, not a curated record
CCGGUUUUGUGUGUUUAUGAUCCAAAUGAUGAUCCAAAUGAGCACUAACGUGUUUUUGGAGGCCAUUUUAUACACUGCCUGGAAGCUGCACAUAUUUCAAUUUUGGCUUCAGAACCUGAUGUCCUCUAAGAUUAGUGCACCAGAAGUUAGUGACAUGCAGAAGUCUGCUUGUUCUCAGCCUCUCAUACCUCUGAUCUUCUCUGUCCUUGCCUCAAGCUUUCUCUUCAAGACUUUCCCACUGCUACUUUUCAAGAUGAUGCCGUGAUGAGUCGGAGGAGGGUCUCGGUGAAGGAGCUGGGGCAGGUGGACUGUCAAGGCUGGCUCUAUAAGAAGAGAGAGAACCGAGCUUUCCUGAUGAAUAAAUGGAAGAAACACUGGUUUGUGCUGAAGGGAUGUUCUCUAUACUGGUACACAAAUGUGUUGGCUCUGAAAGCAGAGGGCUACAUCAACCUGAGAGACUUCACCCUGGACCAAGCGCAUGAGUGCAAGAGGAAGUUUGCUAUAAAAGCCAGUCACCCGCAGAUUGUCACACUCUUCUUUGCAGCUGAGAACUCGCAAGAUAUGUACAAGUGGUUGAGUAAACUAACUGCAGCCUCUAACAAGAAAGAACUUUUAGAAGUCGUUACGGCAGACACAGAAUGCUACAGUGAAAACAGUGAUGAAGAAGAUGAUGUUGAAGAAAGCUCAGCAGCACAGGACACUGAGGAGCUAACCAGCAGCUCUAUCAAUGGCUGUCUUCCUCCACCAUGCUCCAGUUCGUCUCCGUGCCAGCAUAUGAUUCCCCUUGUGUCUCCGGUGUGUAACACCUCGGACUGUGUGAGUUCAGACAGUGAGUCUUGGCUGGAGCUCAGCUCUGACUCUCAUGGUCCUAUGUGCGUCACCGAACAUGGUGACAUCGGCAGGCUGCAGGAUUUCCAUGGUGACGAACGGCCUCCUUCUGACGAGCUGGAGAUGCUGUACCUGCACCUGAAACACGCCAGCCUCUCCCCAUGUGGAGAACUGCAGCCUGUGACUAAGCGGGACUACAGAUCAUCCUUCAUCAGACGCUGCAAAAACGAUACCAUCAAUGACAAGCUGCACCUGGUCCGAGCUCUCAACAGCACCUUAAAGGCGAAAGAGGCAGACCUCCUGGCUAUUGAACAGGUUCUAGCUGAUUCAGAGUUAGAUGUCAAUAAGUACAGACAGUGGAAAAGUGUAAAUAUUCUCCUGCUGGAAGAAAUCAACCAUAAAAUAAGCACAGAAGAGAUAAAAGCAAGUGUUGAGUCUAAACAAAAGCCAUCUUCCACCCCGGUUGUGUUUGCUGAGACCAGCAUGUAAGUGUGAACAUGUACAAUUCAGGUUCACCUUUGAUCAUAGUUCUGUUGUCUGUGUAAUUCAGUUUUAAACAGUGUGAUGAAACAGGGAUGUGGAAAUGUGUUGUCUCGAAACAUUAAUCGACUUCUCUGCAUGUUUAAUGUAGUAAGUGUUGGCUGUAAAUAAACUUGUUUUAAAAUUGCACAAGUGGUUCUGUGACCAUUUGACUGCAAACCGCCCGAUACGUUAAAUUAUCAUGUGUAUAUUUGUAAAUAUGUGAUUUUGGAGUGUCAAAUGGACAAUCUAACAGAUUUAUAAACCAAUUUUGACUGUUCUAACUGGAAAAUGGUAUGUUUUAUGUUAAACCUCAGCCUAUGACUCGACUCUGAUGCUGCAUUUGGACACUAACCUAUUGCUCUCUUUCUUUCAAAACCAUUUUGAAGAGAAGAAAAGUAUUUUAACCACCAAGUGUAACAAAUUACUGGUAAAAUGUCUGUUUUGAUCAAGUUUUAAAUAUGUAUGUAUUUACUGUUAAUAAACCUGACAAAAAAUCUUA